Tachyglossus aculeatus (Australian echidna) is the source of this 895-nucleotide messenger RNA. RefSeq names its product small leucine rich protein 1 (gene SMLR1). The transcript has 2 exons. The record is from RefSeq and is a predicted model, not a curated record. The coding region runs from base 43 to 291 and encodes 82 amino acids. Lineage: Eukaryota; Metazoa; Chordata; Mammalia; Monotremata; Tachyglossidae.
ACAGUGCUUUCUCCAGCUAGUAAGGCUCAAAUUGGCCCAACUAUGAGCUCUCCCUUGUCGGAGUUUGUGCGAGAGCUUCCUGGAUGGUUCCUGUUCUCCGGAAUCUUCCUUCCGGUGUUGGCGUUGCUGCUGCUGAGCCUGGCUUACCUCAGGAUCAAACUGAUUGAAGCUGAUGAGGAACUGGCCCACGCCCCCAGCCCCCUGAAUGCCAUCCGGGAUUACCACAACCAACGCCACAGUUGGGGUCACUACACAGGUUGUAGGCCAACCCCUUCAAGAAAACAAGACUGAAGGGGGAGAUGUUCCCACAGGUUGGAAACUGCCAAGGGACAACCAUCCUUCCCCUCCAGGAAACCAACACCUCAGAGACAUAGAAUGGCAAAAAAAAUAUAUAGUUACAGUGAGGCAGCUGCUGCCUCAAAAAGUAUUCAGCCGAGAAAAAGUAUGCCGGACUCACCACAAGCCAAUGACUCAGCUACUGCCUCAACAUUAAAACCAGCCCACGAAGUGACGGGAAAUAAACAGUGCUGAUGGAUGUAGACAGCAUGAGGGUGCAAGACUGUAAUGGAUGAUCAAGAACAAGUCAGUUUGGCUAGAAAGCUGCUGGACAAUGAGGGAAAAUUAUUCCCACAUCACUUGUCUGCCUGAAUAGAAUGUGGUAAGCUGUAGAAGAAAUAAUUGAAAUCACGCCAUGGUGUGGAUCAACGGGAAAAUAUUACAAUGCAAUUCUCCUCAAUAUCAGACUCCUCAGGAUUGCAAUUCUGGCAUUACAGAAAAACUGACUAAACAGUCAAAGUCUUGCUUCUGCCCUUAAAGGUACCGAAAGCCUAAUAACAAGAGAAGGAAAAAAGAAAAGCAGCAACAUGACCUAGUGGAAAGAGCCCCACGUCUGGAA